AAGGAGAGUAUGAUCACAGCAGCUCUGUUGUUUCUGUCCCCAGUGAGUACAGAGGUUUGGUGAAGCACACAGGAGGAUGUCACUGCGGAGCUGUCCGCUUCGAGGUCUGGGCUUCAGCAGAUCUGCACGUGUUCAACUGCAAUUGCAGCAUUUGCACAAAGAAACAGAACAGACACUUCAUUGUCCCAGCGUCGCGUUUCAAGCUGCUGCAGGGUGCUGACAACUUGACAACGUACACCUUCAACACACACCGUGCCCAGCACACAUUCUGCAAGACCUGUGGUGUUCAGAGCUUUUAUACUCCUCGUUCUAACCCAGAUGGUUAUGGAAUAGCUCCCCAUUGCCUGGAUGAUGGCACUGUGCAGAGCAUUAGCACAGAGGAUAUCAACGGCAAGGAAUGGGAGAAAGCAGUGAAGGAGCAUAAGACCAUCAGGAAUAUGUCAAAAACCUGACACAGCCUUCCAGGAGCUGAACUUGGAGCACUGCCAUGGAGUGCACUCUGGGAUUUCCUGGGUGAUGGUUGGUGAAGUCAAUCUCUACAUUACUGUUCUCUGUUUCUUAAAUAAAUCUUUCUAUGCUGACUGUCUCA
Acanthisitta chloris (rifleman) is the source of this 589-nucleotide messenger RNA. It is a transcript of the gene CENPV, whose product is annotated as centromere protein V. The transcript is spliced from 4 exons. NCBI's taxonomy places the organism in Eukaryota, Metazoa, Chordata, Aves, Passeriformes, Acanthisittidae. The annotation marks the transcript as partial. The record is from RefSeq and is a predicted model, not a curated record. Gene Ontology annotation, molecular function: carbon-sulfur lyase activity.